Messenger RNA from Apiotrichum porosum, 1593 nucleotides. RefSeq lists its product as uncharacterized. Lineage: Eukaryota; Fungi; Basidiomycota; Tremellomycetes; Trichosporonales; Trichosporonaceae. The record is from RefSeq and is a predicted model, not a curated record. Bases 1 to 1593 code for a protein of 530 amino acids. The transcript is spliced from 3 exons.
AUGCUUCUUCGCCUGCUUCCUGUCCCUUCCCCGAGUCAACCUUCUCCCCCUACGAUCCUCUUCACCCUCCCCCUUCCUGCGUCGCCUUAUACCUCGCGCGCCCUCCCCUUGCCACCCAACCUUCUCGCUCACCGCAGCCUCUGCCUGCAGGAGGACAUCGAAUGUGCCAACGUCUUGUUGGGUGACAAGUCCAGCUGGAUCAGUGGAGUUGUUGACAAUGUCACAUUCUCUCUGCCUCACGCCACGAUUAUCGUGCAUCUGGUUGACGGAUCUACCGUCAGCCUGGAUCUGACCGGCGACUGUGUGGCGCAGCUGCACCGCGUUGUCAAUGAGGUCCAGCUCUCGUUCGCCGCCGCCGCCGCACCACUUCCUCCUCCCCCGCCAGCUGCGGCGCCGGCAGACACGCCGCGUUCGAGCAUGUCAUCUGAUCGCUCCAACUCGUCCCUCUCGCUUCCCUCGUCGGCUGCCAACUCUCGCCGGACACCAUCUUCACUGCUCUUGUCCCUGUUGUCACCACUGCUCCCAAACCCCGCCCUGGCCGUCCAAGCUCCUCCUCACGUCGCGGUUCACCAGCAGCCCGCGCGCGCACACCGCCGCCAGGCACGCUCGCUGCUCGUUGACGCGUACCGCCGCUACGUCCUUCCCCUCAUCAAGGACCGCCUCCCAUCUGCAUACCUCCUCUGGUCUAUCCAGAGCGAGACCGCUACCAAGAUGGACGAGUUCACCCGCCUUCGUGACGAGAUCUACUCGCUUCUCGAGCAGGCCGGCGUCGACCCCAUGGCCGUUGACACCACCUCGCCACUCAAGCGUUACCGCUUUGCCUGCACCCAGUCGUCGAUCGCCACCCUCUCGUGCGAGUCGGAGAGCUCCUCGCGUCGGUCCUCGUUAGAGUCAACCGAGUCCACCUCCCCCCAGACCUUCCUCCUCAGCAUUCCCCCCGCUCACACCCUCCCCCUCAAGCAGCGCGUUGCAUACAGCGCCCAGCUCACGCGUCUCACUCAGCUCGCCUCGCGGAUCGGCAGUAUCACGAAGCUUGCAUCCCGCUACGAGCGCGAGGAGGGCAAACGCCGCUGGCUCGAGCAGCUCGACCUCUCUCGUGACGCUGACAAGGCCUGUCGCCGGGCCUUCUCCAACGGCCUCCUACCUCGUAGUGCCACGCUCAGCGCCGCUCCCCUCCGCCGCUCCUCUCUCCGCCAGAGCAUCACCGCCGAGGACAUUGAGCGCGAGGCUCGCUUCGCCGCUGCAACCGCCACAGCCGCCCUCGAGGACAUUCUCGAGGCCGCGUCGGACGACGACGAGCCCGACCUCUCGGACAGCCGUUCGAGCGUAUCUGCCUCCCCCGAGCCCCGCACACCUACCACGCAGCAAAGCCUCACUCUCUCGUUCGACGACGGCGACUGCCAGAUGGACUCGGCACCGGCACUCAUUCUUUCCCACUCUGACGACUCGCUGAGCGAGCGUGACCAGUGGGAGAGUGAGUCGGAGCCCGAGAUUCGCCCCAAGAAGUGGAACUCGGGCAGAAAUGGCAAGCAGCACAUGGCUCCCAUUAGGUCACUCCCCGCUUCCUCAUGGCGCGUCGAGGCCUGUAACUAG